This is a messenger RNA of Pomacea canaliculata, 1526 nucleotides long. RefSeq lists its product as uncharacterized. The transcript is spliced from 8 exons. Bases 744 to 1526 code for a protein of 260 amino acids. The record is from RefSeq and is a predicted model, not a curated record. Gene Ontology annotation, biological process: cell communication. Lineage: Eukaryota; Metazoa; Mollusca; Gastropoda; Architaenioglossa; Ampullariidae. Gene Ontology annotation, cellular component: membrane.
AUAGGUCGUGCAGCUGGUAUUGCUCGACCGGAGUGAACAUCCGGGGCUCCCUUCAUGCGCGCACGAAUACAACAAUGGCGAUGUUGACACGCGCCGUGUGGGAGGACCCGAAACCACACAGUCUUCUGCGCCUGAGUUCAGGCGCACGACGAGAGAAAUUUACCUGGAAAAGACACCUGAACACUCGCUCUUCCUUUCGAGUGACCUAAGCGGCAGCAGAGUUCCCGCCAAGAGCAAACCUGUCGGGGCGUUGCAGAUCGGUCGCAUCACCUAUGUCGUUUGGCGCGUGAGAGAAAAGACGCAUGCGCAUGCUGUCACGUGUGCGUGUGUUUGCUCCGAGAAGGAGACGCGAGGGAGUAUUUAAGCCCCCAUCACACACACGGCCAGACAAGGAUUAAAAGAGGAGUGAAAAAAGGAACAGGAGGAGAGUGGAACUGGCCAAAGAAAUCGGGUGGAAACAAAGUCAGGCUCUCUGUCUUGUCUUCGAAUAGAAGCGGUGAAAUAGUCUCUCGAGCUGUCAGGGUUGAAAGUUUCUUUUCCUCUUCUUUCCUUCCUUGAGGAGAAAACCGAAGAGCACGCGCUUCAUUCAGAAAGCAAACAAACAGUCGGUUGCCUUAAUGUGUCACCUUUUCCAGCUGACGGUGUUGGUGUAGUGUGCGUGAGAGAGAAGACUGACUGCAAGUUCUGCCUACGAGAAAACAAAAUUACUGUGAAAAGUUGUUAUUAACCUUCAAACAGCCUCCAUGCGGUACAAAAUGCCUGGAUAUAACUACAUAUUGAGUUUCGUCAUCUUCGGAUUUCUCAUAAAGGACAUUACGGGUACGGGCGUGGUGGAAGUCCGAAUGGACCGAUUCUCCGUGACCCCCAGUGACGUCACAGCCGACUCAUGCUGCACAGCCAAAACCUGCGACUGCAGUAUGCGCAUGCGCGUUUGCGUGUUUAACCGGAACGAGAGUGUAUGUAGCGACCGGGAAAUGCAAGAAAGUGAUUCUCUAGGUCAGUUUGUGAUCGGUCGGGUCGAACCACCCCUUCAGGUCUUUACAGAGAAGCGCUUAGACAUCUUGAACCUUCGGAUCCAGGUUCGCUACGGACAAAAAGGUUCUGAGGGGAAACUAGUCUGCGAGUAUGUCAUCGAUAUCUCAAGCGUGUCUGUGGGCCGCAGUGUGUUGGAGUCGGCAUGGUUCCCCUUUACUGGCAUCACACAGCUUCGUGGAAUUCCCUCAGCAAGCCUCCGAAUCCAAGUGAAGAUUUAUUGUGCGACCAACUACUUCGGCAACCUUUGCCUGACCUUCUGCAGGCCGGUGCCUAGCCGUUACAGGUGUGACGUCAGCACUGGCCGAAGGGUCUGCCUUGGACUGUGGUUAGAACCUGACUGCGAGGAAGCUCACGUGUGCGAGCGGAUUUAUCCUUGUCUGAACGCUGGCACCUGCAACCCGGGACCAGGCGACACGUACAACUGCACGUGCGAUGCACUGUACACGGGGCCCAACUGUUCUCUAGUUUUAUCAAGCAAAAGUCGGAAGUGA